Molecule: messenger RNA, 1917 nt
Organism: Rhizophagus irregularis DAOM 181602=DAOM 197198
Lineage: Eukaryota; Fungi; Glomeromycota; Glomeromycetes; Glomerales; Glomeraceae
Biological process (GO): transcription initiation at RNA polymerase III promoter
Cellular component (GO): transcription factor TFIIIC complex
Molecular function (GO): RNA polymerase III type 2 promoter sequence-specific DNA binding; RNA polymerase III type 1 promoter sequence-specific DNA binding
Source: RefSeq, a predicted model, not a curated record
GUGAUCAUAAUAUCGCAAGCAGACCUAAUAUUUUAAUAUCAUGGAGUCAAAUUCUAAACAGAACGAGGAUUUAUAUUUCGGUUAUGAAGCUGCUCCUAGCAAAAAUAUACCCCCAAAACAAAUUUUUGUUAUUGAAUAUCCCGGUUAUAUAAAAAAUAUUAAUAAAGUUUUGCAUACGCUAGGCAGUGAAAAAGGUCUUAAAAAGGCUAUAAAUGAAGAUCUUAUGGAACUUCGAUUUAGACCUGAUGAUCCUUUUUGUCAUCCUAUUAACGGAGAUGUUAUACCAACAUCGAAUCUUUUGCUUAAAGUGACACGGCGCAAGAAAAAACAAAAUAAAACUGUGAAUCACGAAGAAGAGAAAACUAGUGUAAAAGAUGAUGUUAAUUUUGAUAUAUUGGGAAUUAUAAGUAAAACUUGUCGAUUCCGAGGAAUGUCUGACUAUCAAUAUGUCCCAAACAUGAACCAUCCUAUACUUGAAUACAGAAAGGCACUUGAAUCUUUGAAUGUCAAUAAAAUAAUGGAUUUUGAAUCUAUCAUAAAUAAUAUAAAAGAAGAAACAAAUUUGCCGCCCCCUUCUUUCUCACGCGUAGAAUGUCCAAUGGAUUAUGGGUAUCAACAGAAUACUGCUGUUGUCAAAGUGUUGGUUAAAAAAGGCGAUGGUCAGCCACCUUCCCUUAAGCUUAUUAAUCGAAGCCGUAGGAAAAAGUUUAUAGCAAUAUCGAUUACAUAUGAUAUUGAUAAUGUUCCUGAAGAACCACCUUCAGAAUCCUUAAAAAAUAUUGAACAAAUGCCUCAAGAAAGUAUAAAUGGAAUGCGUAAAUUAUUUGAAGAACGUCCAAUAUGGACGAGGCUCGCAUUAGAAAAUAACUUGCCUCUAAAUGACAAAAGAAAUAUCAAGAGGUUGUUGCCUUUAGUCGCAUAUUUGAUGUCAAACGGCCCAUGGCGUGAUUGUUGGAUUCGUUAUGGAUACGAUCCACGAUUGAAUAAAAAUAAAGAAGCAAGAUUUUAUCAACUGCUAGACAUCCGAAAUACUCGAAGACCUACAAAACUUGGGCGAGCUAAACGGUUGCUUCACAUACAGGAAGAAGCUACAGUAGAAAAGGAUAGCACAGCAAAAUCCGGCGAUUCACGACCUUCCCAUAUCUUUGAUGGGACUUCAACAUGUCGAGAUAUUGCGGUUUUCCAAGUGUGUGACAUAACUGAUCCCUUGUUAAAAAGGCUCAUUGAGUCAUCUGAUUCUGUUCAGGAAUUUUGUGAUGAACACGAUGGAUUUUAUAAACAUAGCGAAUUAAUAAAAAUGAGAAAAGUUAUGAGACGAAAGUUUAAAGCAUUAACUGAAGGUAAAAUAUUAAAGGACGAGGAUUUUGACGACUUGCUGAAUGCACAUGAUGAUGAGUCAGAAAAUGAGGAUGGUGGUGAAGAUGAAGAAGGGAUAAGUGAUAUCGAUAGUGAGUCGAAAGAUGAACAAAUAAUAAGUAGAGUUGACGAGUUAAUGCGCAAUCUGCAAGCAAUGCAAAGAUCGCAAGAAGAUUUCGAACAAGAUGAUGAGGGAACGUUUUCUUCAUUUGAAGAUUUGGAUAAUUCAGAUAUAUUUGAAGAGAAUGAAAGCGAGGAGGUUGAGAUUGAGGAGUAUGACGAUUUCGAUGUUUAAAGACAUUGACUCAAUAAAUCACGUUUAUAAAUCUCUAAAUUGCCAAAUUUAUCUAAGCGUAUUAUCAAUAUGGAUUAAUUUUUUUGAUCUACAAUACCAGUUUCUUUAAAUUUACGUAAAAUCUUUUCCAACUCAUCUUGUUCAACUCUAUGUUUUAAUAUAAAUUGAUCGUUUAAAUGUAAAACUGGAAUAUCAUACUUGUAUUUUUCAAACCAACUUAAAUUCUCCGGGACCUUUAUGUCUUUUUGUUCAAAAUCGAAAGGAAU